AUGGAUCCUCAAAACCGCACCAUUGGAGAGUUUGACUCACUAGACAUCUUUUUCACAAACCGCCAACCUAUAUGCCCUCCACGACCUACUGGAGAGUUCAAGAUAAGCUCUAAACUCAUUGCUUUGGUGGAGCAGCAUCAGUUUCGUGGCCUAGAGGAAGAGCAGCCCAUUGAUCAUAUUGAGAAGUUUGAAGAAAUCUGCGCUACAAGGAGAUGUAGUGGAGUUUCUGAGGAUUACUUGAAGUGUACUUUAUUCUCUUUCUCUUUGGUUGAGAAGGCAUACAAAUGGAUGAGGGCUCUUCCAGCAGGAUCAAUCACUACUUGGGAUGAUACAAGAGAGCUUUCUUGA
Molecule: messenger RNA, 348 nt
Organism: Microthlaspi erraticum
Lineage: Eukaryota; Viridiplantae; Streptophyta; Magnoliopsida; Brassicales; Brassicaceae
Source: the annotation of a GenBank genome assembly